This is a messenger RNA of Pyricularia grisea, 3141 nucleotides long. RefSeq lists its product as uncharacterized. Gene Ontology annotation, molecular function: ubiquitin protein ligase binding. Gene Ontology annotation, cellular component: anaphase-promoting complex. Gene Ontology annotation, biological process: ubiquitin-dependent protein catabolic process. The record is from RefSeq and is a predicted model, not a curated record. Bases 1 to 3141 code for a protein of 1046 amino acids. Lineage: Eukaryota; Fungi; Ascomycota; Sordariomycetes; Magnaporthales; Pyriculariaceae. The transcript has a single exon.
AUGUCAGCCGCCGUAGCAUCUAGCUUCAAGGCCCAUAGGCGGCAGGUGUGGAAUUCCGUCUUUCCGGAGCCCUCGAACCCCACCCCGCAAGCAACGCCAACGCCUAUAUUCCCUGACCAUGGACAACCUUUUGGAGAGGUUGUUGGAGGCGGCGGCGUUGGCGCCUCUGCUGCUGCUGCUGCUGCGGGGUCGGAAUCCUUCCCAGGCGCGCUUCACGGCACCAGAGCUCAGAACCGAGCCCUUGGGAGCCGCAGGUCUCCACGCAGCCCAGCUCCCCCUCUUGGUCUUGGACUUGGCGGCGUUGACCUGGCCGGCCCCGACCUCAGGAGCGCCGCCGACGAUCAGAUAACCUACGAUCGGGCCUGGCACGUGGUGACCUCCCGCGUGGCCUUGCCUUCCACCGUGACGGCUGAUGAUUCGUUCGGUACCUUGCUCCCGGAAUCGCAGCUGCCAUUGUCACAAGAUGCUAGCUCCGAGGCCGAGUUUCAGGCCGCCCUCCGGAUGGUACUCGACGCCAAGACCUCCCUGCCGCGGGCGAAUCACACCGAGGACAUACUGUUGUGGCACUCGCAGCAGGUCCGUCAGCACUUUGCGCAGCACGUCAUCCCGAUGCUGUCCGCCUGCGCUGCGCAGGAUACUCUUGGGGAGGGUCACAAGAUGCGUGGCUCCGUCUUUGAUCAGCAUAUGACCGCCGUCAUGAACAGCGUCCGGACGCUUGAGGCUGCUUUCCGGCAGUAUGACUAUGGCCUGGCUCUCAUUGUCAGGGGCUAUCACGAACUAGGCUCACGGAGGGAUCACGAGGCACAGGGAAUGGAUGUGGAUAUGGAAGACGCUUCAGAAGGCGUCGAGGUGCUCGCCAAACGUUUCCGCAAGGAUGUUCGCUCUCUUGUGGGGAACUCGGUUCCGGAAGGUCUCAUCGCAUCUUUGCGUGUGGUGUUGACCUCGCUUGUCAGUCGCAUACUUGGAAUUUCCGGGACAGAAGGCGACGGCGACAGCGUAAAGCCAUCAGCAUCUGGACCAGGCAGGCCAAGACAGCCGGCGGCUUCCUCCCGACGACCCGCUGCGCCUAGAGACGACGACUUGGAACCCAUGGCGGCUCGGAAGCGUCUGCAUGAGCUCGUUGGGUCGCUUGCCACCGUGGGCUUGACGGGAGAGCAAACGCAUGUGUUGUUUGCCGAAGUCAUGGACAAACUCAUGUCUGACUUUAUAUCCGGUGCUUUCGCCGGCACGUGGAUAUCAGAGGACGUCCCGGAUGAGCAGGAGCAUAGGCGCCGGGGCCAUCGAACAGCUACUGGACUCCCCGAGAAGAACCCUACCUGUACUGCCAUACUUGGACACUGGGUAGAGAAUAACUUUGCACGUCUUGCGUUGGAGGCCUUGCGCUUAAUGGCUGAUGAAGAUGGCGAGGAGGAAAUUCCCAACCAGCCAACUGACGGGCCAUGCGUCUCAUUUGCAGACGUCACCAAGUGGAAAGAGAUCGCCUUGGGUCGUCUCGCGGCUCUGAGAAUAUCGGAACUUUUCGACAUCGUCCUUCACUGGCCAAAGAGCAAGAGUGGUCUGGACGAUCUACGUUCUAGCGUUGCAACGCCCCAGCGAAGGUUGCAGCUGAGCGAGUCCUUUUCGGCGGCCCUGCAUGCCAGGCUGCUACAUUCAUCACGCUCGACGCUCGAGAUCCUGCGAGUCUACAUCGCCAUGAUUCGCACUUUCCACAUACUAGACCAUUCCAAGGUCCUCUUGGGACGCGUGGUUCCGUCCCUUCAGCUAUACCUUUGUCAACGUGAGGAUGCCAUCCGUCUUGUGGUUACUGGCCUCCUGGCGAAUCCGGACGAGAUUAACGAGAAAGAAGAAUUUGGGACCGGUGCGGGAUCCAGCCCAUUCAGCAAAGACACCAGUAUUAUAGUGGGCGCCAGAGCAACCAGCCUUGUAGAGUUGGCCACGUUGUUGAACGACCCGGCUCAGCAGAGACGACGGCGUUUUGAGGAUGACGACAUUGACUGGAAUGACAUGGACUGGGUGCCGGACCCCGUUGACGCUGGAGUCAACUAUAAACGACCAAAGUCAGAGGACGUCGUAGGUACUCUGAUCAGUGCUCUGGGUGCCGAGGAUGUCUUUAUCAACGAAUUUCAAAACAUCAUUGCCGAGAGACUCUUGUCGUCCCAGGAGAAGUUUGAUCAGGAAAUCAAGGUACUGCAGCUGCUGAAGAAGCGAUUCGGCGAAAGUGCGCUGCAGAGCUGCGAUGUCAUGAUAAGGGACAUCAAGGACUCUGGACGGUUGGAUCCGUAUGUCCGCCGAACCCAGUUCGUUGCCCAGUUCAGGACGCCCAGGGCCAAUGAUUCGACCGCUCAGGAGCCGGCCGAGCUUCGCUACACUGCACGCAUCCUCUCGCGAUUGUUCUGGCCUACAAUGAAUAAGGAGCACUUCCUACUCCCACAACCAAUUUUGGACAAGCAGAAACACUACGAGAAAGGUUACGAACAAAUUAAAUCAUCACGACGUCUCACUUGGCUCAACCACCUCGGGCAGGCAACGGUCGAGCUGGAGCUAAAGGACCGUUGCGUGUCGGUGGUGUGCAGGACGUGGGAGGCUACAGUUAUCUACGCGUUCCAGGAAGGCGAGGGCGAUGGGGGAGAGGUUCGCAAGUCGGUCGAGGAGCUUUACAUGACGCUACAAAUGGACGAGGACCUGAUCAUACAGGCACUCGAAUUUUGGGUGGAAAAGUGCAUUCUCAAGCGGGUGGGCGACGACGUCUUUGCCGUCAUGGAGACGCUCCCGGCCUCAGGAGAAGAGCGGGACGACGAUAGCGGACCCGGCGUCGCGAGAACGGAAGGACUCUCACCCGGGACCGAGAAGACGCCGGCCGAGGCGGCAGCGGCGGCGGCGAUGCGCAGGAACCGAGCAGGGACGACAUCGGUCGACGCCAAGGUGCAGCAGCAGCAAACGGUCUGCUGGCAGUUCAUUGUCGGCAUGUUAACCAACUCGGCGGCGUCGAUGCCGCUGGCUCAGAUUUCCAUGAUGAUGAAGAUGAUGAUGGCGGGAGGUUUCCCCUGGAGCAACGAGGAGCUGCAGGAGUUUCUGGCGCAAAAGGUGGCCGAGGGACACAUGGAAGUAGUUGGCGGCAAAUACAAGCUUGUCAAGAAGUAG